UUUGAAACGGUCACAUACAUGCUCCAAGGAUCAUUCAUGCAUGAAGACUUUUGUGGACACAAAGGAACCAUAAACCCAGGAGAUCUACAGUGGAUGACUGCUGGUCGGGGUAUAGUGCAUUCUGAAAUGCCAGCUGGUGAUGGAGAUAAUGUGGGACUACAACUGUGGAUAAAUUUAAAGAAAAAAGAUAAAAUGGUUGAGCCACGCUAUCAAGAAUUAUUAAAUAAAGACAUACCAUCUGUCAGUAAAGACGGAGUUCAUGUAACAGUAAUUGCAGGAGAUUCACUCGGAGCUAGUUCUCCUGUCCGUACAUUAACUCCAACUGUUUAUCUUGAUUUUAAGAUAGACAAAGGAAGUCAUCUUUCCCAGCCUGUUACUGAAGGUUGGAAUGGUUUCAUAUAUGUAUUGAAAGGUCGAGGAUAUUUUGGUGGGAAGACAGCAACCGGAUCUGAUGACUGGAUGGAGAGUACACCCCACCACACACUAGUAUUGGGCCCUGGGGAUCACAUUAAUGUGAAAAAUGAAGAUGAUGAACAGCUUCAUUUUGUUCUGAUAGCGGGAGAGCCUGUCAAAGAGAAAGUUGUACAGCAUGGUCCGUUUGUGAUGAACAGUGAAGCUGAGAUAUAUCAAACAUUUGAAGACUUUUCUCAAGGAAAGAAUGGAUUUGAGAGAGCACCUGGUUGGAAAUCAGAGAUUGGUAUCAGAUCAUAAUCAUUGCCUCAACUUUAUCAUAAUAGCUAUAAUACUCAUACAUGUUAAUGCUGUAGCCACUGGACCAUUCAUUGUUCUACUAGUUAGAUAUAAUGUCUUGUGUUUUAUCAUUUCUUUUAACACACUUUUAGCAUAAAUGGUUAAUAAGCAGUUUUAAAUGUCA
Amphimedon queenslandica is the source of this 874-nucleotide messenger RNA. Its product is annotated as pirin-like protein. Gene Ontology annotation, biological process: monocyte differentiation. The annotation marks the transcript as partial. Gene Ontology annotation, cellular component: nucleus. The transcript has 8 exons. NCBI's taxonomy places the organism in Eukaryota, Metazoa, Porifera, Demospongiae, Haplosclerida, Niphatidae. Gene Ontology annotation, molecular function: quercetin 2,3-dioxygenase activity. The record is from RefSeq and is a predicted model, not a curated record.